UGACCCGAAUUCCACAUAAUUUCAAUUCACCGGCUAUGUCGGCACUACACUAUUCUCUCCGUUCAAGCUCGUUUGCUUCAACCAUUCUUCUCCUCUUAACAAUCAUCCCCUUAACUCUCGCCCUUUUCGCCUUCAUUCUCCAAUGGCGCGGCGGUGGAGUCGACGAUCCCGUUACUCGUUGGUCGCCGGAGGAAUCUCGCAAGUUUCCCGGUAUGGAUAGCUCACCUUUGUCUACUGUAGAACACUCCUCUUCUUCUGAUUGUGUCAACCUCGGAAAGAGUUCUUCACCGUCAUUUCCUUACUAUCGCGAUUGGAAGUUUAACAUCGGAUCCGAUCUCAAACCAAAGAUAUGUAUUACGACAAGUACAUCUGCCGGAUUGAGUCAGAUUCUCCCUUGGAUGUUCUAUCAUAAGGUUAUUGGCGUUAGUACGUUUUUCCUAUUCGUUGAAGGGAAUGCUGCAUCUCCUAGCGUUUCUAGGGUUCUUGAAUCAAUUCCUGGUGUAAAAGUCAUAUACAGAACAAAAGAGCUAGAAGAACAACAGGCUAAAAGCCGCAUCUGGAAUGAGACAUGGUUAUCGAGCUUCUUUUAUAAACCGUGUAACUUUGAGCUUUUCGUGAAGCAAUCUCUCAACAUGGAGAUGGCUAUAGUAAUGGCAAGGGAAGCUCACGUGGAUUGGAUAAUGCAUCUUGAUACCGAUGAAUUGAUACAUCCGGCGGGUGCUAAAGAGUAUUCUUUGAGGCAGUUACUGGCUGACGUGCCUGCAAAUGUGGAUAUGGUUGUUUUCCCCAAUUAUGAGAGUAGUGUUGAACGAGAUGAUAUCAAGGAACCUUUUACAGAGGUAUCAAUGUUCAAGAAGAAUUACGAUCAUCUUCCAAAGGAUACGUAUUUUGGAAUGUAUAAGGAGUCAACUCGUGGUAAUCCUAACUACUUUUUGACAUAUGGAAAUGGUAAAGCAGCUGCUCGAGUUCAGAAUCAUCUUCGUCCUAAUGGUGCUCAUAGAUGGCACAAUUACAUGAAAACCCCAAAUGAAAUCAAACUCGAAGAAGCUGCUGUUCUACAUUAUACAUACGCUAAGUUCUCAGACUUGACUUCAAGACGAGAUCGAUGCGGCUGCAAGCCUACGAAAGAUGACGUCAAGCGUUGCUUCAUUUUGGAAUUCGACAGAUCUGCCUUCAUUAUUGCUUCGACUGCUACUGAAGAGGAAAUGCUAGCAUGGUACCGCGAACAUGUUGUAUGGACAGACAAAUCACUGAACACCAAAUUGCUGAGAAAAGGAAUUAUGGCACGAAUAUACGCUCCCAUGGCCAUAAUCCAAGGUUUAAAGGAAUCUGGUAUUUUUGUAUCAAUUAUUUCAUCUGCCCCAUCAAACCUAACAAAGGACUUUGAUAGUUCAAACUUAACAACAACGAGAAAGAUGGUUAGAGAUACUGUGGCUCAUGCUACUUCCAGGAAAAUUUUAGAAACCGAAAUCUUAGAAGCAGCUGUCCCGCCUUUAUCCUCUCCCGGAAUGGAUGAAAAUGGCGACGAGACGAUCUUCCAUCUGUAAAUCGCGGCCUUUUUCAGCUUGAUUUUUUGUGCCAUUUGUAUGAUCUGGUUGUGUAUCUGCAUAGAGAGGGCUUUUUGUGUGUAUAUUAGAAAAUGAUAAUUUGUAAGACUAUAUAAUAUAAGAUAUGAUUUUUAUUAUAAUUUCAAAAAGUUACAUAAAAUACUAUUAU
Impatiens glandulifera is the source of this 1716-nucleotide messenger RNA. RefSeq names its product glycosyltransferase-like KOBITO 1. The coding region runs from base 36 to 1547 and encodes 503 amino acids. Gene Ontology annotation, biological process: cellulose biosynthetic process; response to abscisic acid. The transcript is spliced from 11 exons. Lineage: Eukaryota; Viridiplantae; Streptophyta; Magnoliopsida; Ericales; Balsaminaceae. The record is from RefSeq and is a predicted model, not a curated record.